AUGAUAAUAAUGAUCAUUCUCAUGUUGGUGGUCAACAACAAACGAAUUAAUCUGGUAAAACUUGUUAUUUUCCACUGUGUAUUUACCUGGAGGCGGUUAACAGUUCUUUCUACCUUGUUCUUUAACUCUUUCAGGCCUUGGAUGGAUGCUAAUAAAAGUGGUAUCCCAAUGGACGAGGCUCCCAAAGAUCCUGGAGUCUUAACUACUCAUCCGUCUUAUGCGGACACUGAUUUUGAAGGUCAUAGAGCUCAUGCUAUGUAUGUUGGUUUCCAUGUUCCUGGAGGAUCAUACAGACGACGUGGGCACCAUCGAAGACAUAAACACCAUCAUCACAAGAAUAAUGGUCAUAAUGGAGGUACCAAAAAACGUGAAGAUGGAACAUUGAGUAGCGAACAAAGUGAUAUUCGUCCUGUUACACCUCCAGCUGAAAGAGUUCAAUUUAUUUUGGGUGAAGAUGAUCAAGAUGGUACACAUGAAUCUCACCCCUUAUUCAGUGAACUUGAAGAGCUCGUCAGCGAUGGCCAUGAAUCUGAAUGGCGGGAAACUGCAAGGUGGAUCAAAUUCGAGGAAGAUGUCGAGGAGGGAGGAGAUCGUUGGUCUAAGCCUCAUGUUGCCACGAUCUCUCUUCACUCUCUAUUUGAACUUCGUAGCUGUAUACUUAAUGGGACCGUUAUGUUGGACUUGGAAGGUUCCAGUUUAGAUCAGAUUGCAGAUCUGGUUCUUGAAAACAUGGUUAAUUCAGGUCAACUUUCAUUAGAAGCUAAAGAUAAAGUGAAAGAAUCAUUAUUACGUCGUCAUCGUCAUCAACAUGAGAAGAGACAUGAUAAGGAUAAAAAUCGUCUUCCUUUGAUUCGUUCACUUGCUGAUAUUGGACGAAAUUCAUCUAAAAGCAUGUUCGGUUCACACUGUAAUUUGGAUAAGAUUACUAAAGAUACUACUACCGUUGGGGGACAUCCCAAUGCUCCGGUUACCGCACCAGUAACCUCAUCAGAUUGGAAUCCUCAAUUCGGCAAACAUUUGAACGUUUCAUUGGGUCAAGGGUCAAAUCAUGAUGCUGGAGGAGGUAGUGGAGGAUCGAUACCUCUAAGUCCCAGUGCAACAUCUCUCCACCUCCAUGCCAAUAAUCAACAACUUUCGGGUGUAUCACUUACGGACCAUAAUGCCAGUUCUUCAGCUGAUCUACAACAUAAGGCAAAUCAAGCAUUCAUGAAAAAAGUUCCACCAGGAGCCGAAGCAGAUAAUAUUCUUGUUGGAGAAGUUGAAUUCCUUGAUAAGCAUAUAUCUGCUUUCGUACGAUUGUCUCAAGCCUGUCAUUUAGGAGAUCUCACUGAGGUGCCGGUGCCCACUCGCUUUUUGUUCAUUCUUUUGGGUCCUCACAGCAUUCCAGGUCGUUAUCAUGAAGUUGGACGAGCCAUGGCAACUCUUAUGUCUGAUGAAAUUUUUCAUGAUGUUGCAUAUAAAUCAAAAAGUCGACAAGAUCUUCUAGCUGGUGUUGAUGAAUUUCUGGACGCUGUUACUAUACUUCCACCCGGAGCAUGGGAUCCAAGUAUACGAAUUGAACCACCCCAGCAAAUACCCUCUCAGGAAUCUCGUAAAAAACAUGAUCCCUCUGAACCCGUUAAACUAGUUGACGAAGAGGAAGAAGAGCAAAAGGAACGAGAAGCAAGUGGAUUAAAACGAUCUGGAAGGUGGUUCGGUGGUCUCAUUAACGAUUUUAAGCGUAAAGCCCCUUGGUACUUGAGCGACUUUAAGGAUGCCUUAGCGUUGCAAUCAAUCGCUUCAGUAAUUUUUUUAUACUUUGCCUGUUUAGCUCCUAUUAUUACCUUUGGUGGUCUUCUUGGCGAUGCCACGGGAAAAAAUAUUGCUACUAUGGAAAGCUUAUUGAGUGGUGCUGUUUGCGGUAUACUCUAUGGAUUUUUUAGUGGUCAACCGUUGACCAUUCUUGGUAGUACUGGUCCCGUUUUGGUCUAUGAAACGAUCGUCUUCAAUGUUUGCCAGAAAUUUGGUCUACAGUACUUACCGAUUCGUAUGUGGAUCGGACUGUGGACUGCUUUCUAUCUGUUGGUUUUCGUGGCUGUUGAUGCUAGUGCUUUCGUUUGUUAUAUUACCCGAUUUACUGAAGAAAAUUUUGCCACCUUGAUCUCGGUUAUUUUCAUCUACAAAGCAGUUGAAAAGGUUCUUGAAAUUGGUAAAGAAUAUCCCAUUCGAACUGGAGAUGUUGCGAAUAUUAAUUUUACCUGUAAUUGUCUGGAUAAAGAUAAUAAUUCUUGGAAUAUUCAAAAGUAUGCUUACAAUUCAACUGGAAUCAAAUAUUGCAUCGAAAAUAGUGGUGCCCUUAUGGGCCCUGGUUGUAACGAAAAAAAUGUGCCUGAUGUCUUCCUUUUUUCCGUCUUACUUUUUAUCUUUACUUUUACCAUCUCGGUAUCUCUUAAAGAAUUUAAAUUUACUCCUUUCUUCCCUAGUAAAGUCCGACAAUUUGUCAGUGAUUUCUCAGUAGUGAUAGCUAUAUUUGUUAUGACUUUGAUAGACUAUAAAGUUGGCCUGUCAACACCCAAAUUAGUUGUACCAGAUAAGUUCAAGCCCACCUCUGAUGAGCGUGGUGGUUGGAUGAUCCCUAUAAUUGGUAAUAAUCCUUGGUGGAUGCCGAUAGCCUGUCCGUUCCCAGCUCUUUUAGCUGUUAUAUUGAUUUUUAUGGAUCAACAAAUUACCGCUGUCAUCGUUAAUCGUAAAGAGAAUAAGCUUAAAAAAGGAUGUGGUUACCAUCUUGAUUUGUUCGUACUUUCAAUUCUCAUUGCAAUAUGUUCAAUCUUUGGGUUACCUUGGUUUGUUGCAGCUACAGUUCUGUCCAUGACUCAUGUUAAUUCAUUGAAAAUGGAAUCUGAAUCUGCUGCACCAGGAGAGAAGCCACAAUUUCUUGGUGUUAGGGAACAACGAGUUACCCAUAUUUGUAUCUUCAUUCUUUGUGGUCUUUCCGUUUUCAUGACCUCAGUUCUGAGAAACAUCCCAAUGCCAGUUCUUUAUGGAGUCUUUCUUUAUAUGGGUACAUCUUCACUCAAGGGUUCACAGUUUUUCGAAAGAAUAUUGAUUCUAUUGAUGCCUCAAAAAUAUCAGCCUGAUUACGUUUUCUUACGACAUGUUCCAACACCUAAAGUCCAUCUUUUUACCGCAAUUCAAGUAUCUUGCUUUGCGAUUCUGUGGUUAAUCAAAUCUUACAGUAAAACUUCAAUCUUAUUCCCAUUGAUGCUUGUUGUUAUCAUUGGUGUUCGUGCUUGUUUGGACUUUUUCUUUACUCAAAGGGAAUUGAAAUUACUUGAUGAUGUUAUGCCUGAUUCGGCUCGUAAGAAAGCGGAAGAGGAAAAGGAAGAUGACGAUUCAAAGGGAGAAGAAGAUGAUAAUCAAAUGAUACCCAAUUCAAGUUUGGGUAAUGUUGCUAUUCCUUUGGCUAAUGGCAAUAUACUCAAGAUACCGGUCAAUAAAUUCAACGCGGAACCCGAUCAGUGUCAUAUUAAUAUUACCGAGCAACUUGCCAAAAGUGGUACCUGGAAAAGUAUUGAUCAAAGUCAAAAAUCUAAGACAAAUAAAGAAAACAAAGCAGCAUUAAAAGAAAGUAAAGAGAAGGAUAAAUCUACUGGCGAUAUCGCCGUUUGAUUGUGAUGUUACUUUUCACAAUCUAUUUAAUUGACUCUUUGGAUUGAAGAUUAGUAUUUGCAAGGAAAUACUUUGUUAAUUGUUGCACGAAUCAAAAAAUCAAGGAAAUCAAUCUAGAGACUCUCACAAUUAAAUGACUUGGUUUUAAAUUGAAAACAAAUCAUCAGCAAAUUGUGCAUCCAAUUAGACCAAACCAUCAAUCACAAUUUUAGACAAUGAAAUACACUUUUAAAUAUCCCUUUAAACUAAGUUAAUUAAGUUAAUUGUUAAUUCCCGUCUUUAAUUGUCCCUGAUUAGCUUUUAAUUAUUGCGCAAAAAAAUCAACAAAGAUUAACUUUAAUUGUUUUGAUUUCUUUUUUUUGUUAUGUUUUUGAAUCAAAAAAACAAAAUCACCAAAUUGUUUUGCUAAUUGUAACUAAUUUUUUUUGUUUCUCUUUUUGCCUUUAAUUUUAUUCAUUAAUUAAUUAUCAUUAUUACUCUUAUUAUUAUUAAUUAUCAUGACACAAUUAUGAUUAAUUUAAAUUCUCUCUGACAACAAAGUAACAAUUGAAUCUCUCUCAUUACUUUCAUGUUAAUUAUCAAAAAUCAAAGACAGAAACAAUUUCUGAUCAAUCAAUACCAAUUGUAUUAAUUAUCAAAGAAAUGAAAUAAUCAAAAGAAAAGAAAACCAAAUCAAUGUUUUGUUAAUUAAAUUUUUCCAAAUUAUUCUGUUCAUUUAAAUUAACCAAUUAUUAACUUUUACAAGUUGAGACAAUUAACUGAUUAUUACAUUUGCAUGAUGAUAAUGAUUUGUUUCACUUUGUAUCAUUUAAUCAUCGUGUUAAUCAACUAACUCACAAUCCUAUUCUAAUUCAAUUCCCAAACAAUUUAACCAUAGUUAACACGCUUAAAUUGCUGCUUGAAAAGCUUGAGCAAUCAAUAAAUUACCGGAAGUUGAUAGUAAAUCAAUUUAACAUUAUCCUUGUUAUAAUAAUCUGAUGAUUGAAACAAGAUUAGUAAUUAAAUUAUCUUUGCUUACCUUUUACCUCAUUCAUGGGAGUUUGAAUUAUAAGUUAAUAUCUUUGAGACAAUCAAUUUAUUGAUUAAUUGAUCAACUUUUCCUUUGUUUUCAUUGAAACCAUAAUUUACUAUUUACUACUAUGUUAUUAAACUAAUUGCUAAUCCAUCAAUGAACGUAACAAUUUAAAGUAUUGUUUAUAUUUAGUUCACAUUUGAUCAUUGAUUAUAUUUUCAUCUUUGACAAUCAAUUUGUGUUACCAUUUAACUGGAUUAUUUGAUUUAGUCAUUUAGGUUGACAAUUUAAUACUAAUUAGCUAAGUGUUUAUUAGUUUAGGUUAAUGGGUAAUGUUGAUUGCGAAGAUGAAGAUUUAAUUGUAAGAGCUAAUUGUCUACCUGCUUUUUGACAUCAUUUCUCAUAAUUGUCUUUCUUUUUCUGCUUUUCUCUCUCUCUCUUUUCUCCGCCAUUUUUGCUUAAUUGCGUCCACCACCUCGCCCACGAAUAUCUACUUCCUUUUCCUGUUUUUUUUUCUCUUGGAACUUUUUUUUUCUCUUCUCUUAUGUUAUUCUCUUACAGGAAAAAGAAGCGAGGAAAUAAGAAAGAUGCCAAAACUGAGGAAGAAAAGAAAAGGCUCUCCACCAUGACAGAGGAAGA
Molecule: messenger RNA, 5299 nt
Organism: Panonychus citri (citrus red mite)
Lineage: Eukaryota; Metazoa; Arthropoda; Arachnida; Trombidiformes; Tetranychidae
Gene: Ndae1
Product: sodium-driven chloride bicarbonate exchanger-like
Exons: 17
Coding region: 1-3648 (1215 amino acids)
Biological process (GO): bicarbonate transport; monoatomic anion transport; transmembrane transport
Cellular component (GO): plasma membrane
Molecular function (GO): monoatomic anion transmembrane transporter activity; sodium:bicarbonate symporter activity; solute:inorganic anion antiporter activity
Source: RefSeq, a predicted model, not a curated record